AUGAAUGCAUUCAGAAAUGCUGAGAUGUAUAUGACUGGAGUAUGGGGGAUGGGCGGCGUGGGCAAAACCACACUGAUGAAACAAGUGGCAGAACAAGCUAAGCAAAAGAAGUUGUUCACAACAGAAGUCUACAUAGAUGUAUCCUGGACUCGAGACUCCGACAAACUUGAACAAGGAAUUGCUAAAAUUCAACAACAAAUUGCAGACAUGUUAGGCUUGGAAUUUAAGAGGAAGGAUGAAUCCACAAGAGCACUUGAGCUAAAGACGAGACUGAAGGAAGUGAAGACCCUUAUUAUCUUAGACGACAUUUGGGAGGAAGUUGGUUUGAAGGAAGUCGGAAUUCCUUGUAAAGAUGAUAAGACGGAAUGA
This is a messenger RNA of Vitis vinifera (wine grape), 369 nucleotides long. RefSeq names its product probable disease resistance protein At4g14610. NCBI's taxonomy places the organism in Eukaryota, Viridiplantae, Streptophyta, Magnoliopsida, Vitales, Vitaceae. The transcript has a single exon. Gene Ontology annotation, molecular function: ADP binding. The record is from RefSeq and is a predicted model, not a curated record. Bases 1 to 369 code for a protein of 122 amino acids.